Molecule: messenger RNA, 968 nt
Organism: Carlito syrichta (Philippine tarsier)
Lineage: Eukaryota; Metazoa; Chordata; Mammalia; Primates; Tarsiidae
Gene: AQP8
Product: aquaporin 8
Exons: 5
Coding region: 4-765 (253 amino acids)
Biological process (GO): transmembrane transport; water transport
Cellular component (GO): plasma membrane
Molecular function (GO): water channel activity
Source: RefSeq, a predicted model, not a curated record
GCCAUGUGUGAGCCUAAAUUUGGUGAUGGCAAGGAGCUGAGGGUGACUGACCAGAAUCCUGCAUCCUGGUACGAGCGGCUGGUGCAGCCCUGCCUGGUGGAACUGCUGGGGUCUGCCCUCUUCAUUUUCAUCGGGUGCCUGUCGGUCAUUGAGAAUGGGAUGGACACUGGGCGGCUGCAGCCGGCCCUGGCCCACGGGCUGGCCCUGGGGCUCAUCAUUGCCACGUUGGGGAAUAUCAGUGGUGGACACUUUAACCCUGCAGUGUCCCUGGCAGCCAUGCUGACCGGAGGCCUCAACCUGGUGAUGCUCCUUCCCUACUGGGUCUCGCAGAUGCUUGGGGGGCUGAUCGGGGCUGCCUUGGUCAAGGUGGUGAGUCCUGAGGAGAGGUUCUGGAACGCGACUGGGGCGGCCUUUGUAACAGUCCAGGAGCAAGGGCAGGUGGCAGGGGCGUUGGGAACAGAGAUCAUCCUGACGACAUUGCUGGCCCUGGCCGUCUGCAUGGGCGCCAUCAAUGAGAAGACACAGGGCCCUCUGGCCCCAUUCUCCAUCGGCUUCUCUGUCACCGUGGAUAUCCUUGCAGGGGGUGCUGUGUCUGGAGGCUGCAUGAACCCUGCCCGUGCCUUUGGACCUGCUGUGAUGGCCAACUACUGGAGCUUCCACUGGAUCUACUGGCUGGGCCCACUCCUGGGUGGCCUGCUUGUAGGACUGCUCAUUAGGUUUGCCAUCGGAGACGGGAAAACCCGCCUCGUCCUGAAGGAUUGGUGAAGCCGAGCUGGUGGGAUUCCUGCAGCCCCAGGCACCCCCUGCUGGCUUAUCUCAGACUGAAGACAGGGCAGCCUCUGCAUGUCCUGCCAGGGUAGAGGCCCAGAGGAGAGACUCACAGGCUUUCACAGACUUGGGCCUGGCUUCUCAGGGAGACAGACUGCUGCGCCCUGAGAGGCUCCAGGUCCUUGGAAUUCCUUUAUGCU